UAUUAAAUGCAAAUUUGUUUGAUGAUAUAGACAAAUCGUCGGACAAUAUAGCCUCCAUGAUCGAGAGCAGCAUCUACUGUGCCAAAGUCAGGGACCUGAGGAUGAAAAUCAUGAAUGAAAUGGUUGCCUUAAUAAAAGCCGUCGAGAACAUUACUCUGGUAAACAUUGAUAUAUCAGAGUUGAAGAAGAUCAUUAAGCGAGCCGCCGAGUUCAGCACGCGCUUCCAAAGGAUACGCUUGUACCAAAUUCAGAGAGUGAUCCAUGACAUCAAUCGGCACAACUACCAAUCGCUGCCGUACGCGCAACACACCCAGUUCCAGGCUCAGAUGGUCCGCGUUGUCGGACUACAUCAAAACACUUUACAGGCCUUUCAGGUGUUCCACAAGUCGCUGGAGCAGACGCUGUGCCUGAAGCAGGCGGCGGAGCAGCUGCAGGCGCUGGCGGGCGCCGUGCGCGACGGCCACGACGCCUGCGCCGCCGUCGUCGCCCCGCACGGCUUCAGCGCCGCCAAGGACCUCUUCGACGACGAGCUUGCCGCUAUGAGCUGCAGACUGGAUUCUACGGUAACUAGCUACCAGUCGCGCGCCUCACAAGUACUCGCACAACACCAAGCACUGAAUAAUCUGCGUUCCAAGAAAUCCAAACCUAACACGAAGAAGAGUUCUGGCGCAGUGGGUGGAUCGAAAACUAUACUAAAAGCUGGUAUGGAGAAAUUAUCAAUGUAUUCCCUUGAACCGCUGCAUCGCAACGAGAAGAAGGGAAAGACUGCUGGUGUGAGUAUUCCUGAUGUUAUCUCGGCGCCGAAUAAGGACAAUCAGACCGCUGUAAAAAAGAAAUCCCCCAG
Molecule: messenger RNA, 844 nt
Organism: Hyposmocoma kahamanoa
Lineage: Eukaryota; Metazoa; Arthropoda; Insecta; Lepidoptera; Cosmopterigidae
Exons: 8
Source: RefSeq, a predicted model, not a curated record